AUGAUGGAUCGUGUUCCUCCUUUGACUGCCAAUUACUCUCAAGCCUGCUACGCCUGCCUCAAAACAGAAGGUCCGAAUACAAAGAUGUCGCGCUGUACACGCUGCAAACGCGUGUCAUACUGUGGAACAGACUGCCAAAAAAAUGACUGGCCAAAACACAAAGCAAUCUGCAAGGCACUGGACGCAGUAGAAAAGAACCCUCUUGCCGUCAUGACUCUGACUUCUUCUCUCGCUGACGCACCAUCUACCGAUAUCAACUUUCUGAAUACUCUCGGUGAUCAAAUAGUUCAAAAUGAAAUCAGUCAAAUCAUGCAGCCCUUUCGCAAAGAAGGACGUCCACUGAAUACCGCUGAACAAAAUCUGCUAGCAUUCCAACCCCGCUGCAUGGCUUGCGCCAGGACUGACCGUCUCCUCCGAAUGAAACCCUCGCCACUUCGUUCCUCGUCUCUUUCUUCUUGUCCAGACUGUAAAAUGGCUUUCUACUGCUGCGACGAUCACUGGGAAGCUGUCCGCCAUAUACAUCGGGACCAGGCCUACGAAGAGGGACUGACCCAGUGUCAGAUCAAUCAGCAACUGCGUGCUGAUAUUCUCUUUGCAGGCUUGAUGAGUGGAAUGCCCGUGCCAUUUUCUUGGGCCCCGGAGCGUUUGAAGGAUGCUUGGCUUACACUACAAGGUGCGACGUGGGAGAACGAGUAUCAAGAUGAUGUUCGGAGCGCGUUUGGUGCGGCUUUGCCUACAUCUGUGGUGGUCCGAGCGGUCUCGAACCAGCUGUCGAUGCCUAUGACGAUUUUAUGGGCAUUGGAACACUUGAACGAGGGUGACGCGUGGACCACAAAGGAAACGUUGACUAUUCAUAUCGUCGGCGCGUAUGAGGCUGAAGUCUUAGCUGGCCAAGUCUUUGAGGAAAUUCUUCACAGACUUCCUCAGGUAAAGACUCUCAAGCUCGUUCUUUGUGGUCCACAACUGCCAAAUAUGAUGAAGCCAUGGUCUUCCAAAGUGAUGACCAUGGACACAUGCUCAGACUGCAAAAGCAAAUCCCGCGCUCGUUUCCACGAGCAUUGUCGCGAAUUGUACCAUGAGCUUGGUGCUGGUUCUCACUUCCAAAACCCCGACCUUGCCGUCGCCUUCAACUCUGGUCUCUCAGAAGAAAGCGCUGAUACGUGGCCUAACACCAUCAAAUUCCUCAGCCAGCGACGCAUACCCUCAAUCUUCACUGCUUACAAUCGCCAUGAAGCGGAAGCCGACGCCAAGAUCCUCGCAUACUAUGGUGCGCGAUUAGUACGUACCCUCGGACCUAGAAAGAAUCCGUGGGGGAGUCUUCUAGCCAAGCCCGAACCGUGCAAGGUGUAUGGAUUCUAUUCUGUGAAUGGCUGGGUGGCUGGAGCAUUCCGUUAA
Messenger RNA from Guyanagaster necrorhizus, 1395 nucleotides. RefSeq lists its product as uncharacterized. NCBI's taxonomy places the organism in Eukaryota, Fungi, Basidiomycota, Agaricomycetes, Agaricales, Physalacriaceae. The transcript has 9 exons. The record is from RefSeq and is a predicted model, not a curated record. The coding region runs from base 1 to 1395 and encodes 464 amino acids.